AUAUUUGCGUGGAACGAUGAAAAUAAAGUAUAGUUUAUUUUGCAUGAAAGUCUUGGAAAUCAUGUUAAAGUAGCGAAUACUGGCGUGGAAAGAUCAAAAUAAUGUGUAGUUUAUAAUUUUUGAACUUUUUUGCCGGUCGAUUUUUCAUUUUUUGAAUUACGUCGUUCUUUUGAUUAUUCAGAACUAGUGUCUUGAUUUCAGAAACAUACUCAAUUCUAGAUGCGAGCGUCUGCAUAAUGUUCAAGCUUAUGCUAGACAAUAUUGUGGUGAAAUAAAGUCUUUUGUUGAAGAUUGUUGAAAUUUCGUUAUUCUUUCUUCGUUUUGUAGCGAAAUAAUAAGUUUCUUGAUUUUUUGGGGCUACGAAUGGCCAAAUUUCUUUUUUCUUUCUUCGUUUUCCAGUGAAAUGAUGCUUUUCUUGAACUUUUCCAAGAAUGUUUGAAUUCUUUUUUGUUUUUCAUUUUGUAGUGAAAUAACGCUGUCCUUGGACGUGUAGUGUUCCGAUUCUUUUUUCCUUCACAUUUUUUCACUCUUGAUCCUGCGGAAGGGCUGUCGUUGGUUUUGUCUGUACUGUUUCUUUAGAAAUUUCUUCAAAUACGGAAAUCUGGAUUUAUUAUCGUUUAAAAUUGAAUGCACUGGCCUAAUCGUUUGUUGUUGUCAAUUGUUGCCAGUUUUAUGUCACAAGUCCGUGAGUUCAUUGAAUUUGAUGUCAAAAAUUUUGGUACCACGAAAAUCUGAAUGGAGAUUUAAUGGUUGUACAAUAUGUUGCGAUAAGCCAUUGUUGUACUUUUUAAGUCCUAACCAAAAUUGAUUGCAUAUAUUAUUCCAAAGUGAUGUAUAUUGUUUCUUUCGGUAAAUUCGCGUGUAAGGUUCUCGUUGCUGCAAAUACGGCAGAUUUCCCGAAGCAUCUGAUAUCUUCGUCGACAAUUCUGCAAAUGUAUGCUCAUUAGGGCAUAGAUUCUGCAGAUUCGUCUUCUUUUUGCAAAGCUUCUGUCAAAUGAUGGAACAUUUUGUAAUAUUCAUCCGCAGACGGGCAGAUAAGCUUUGGUAAGACAUCUGAAGAUUGCUUCUGGCGCCCAGAAUAUUGAAGUUCUGAAUUGACGAGAGCCUUGGUUGUUUUGCACACAAUGCCCGUGAUCAAGGUUGAGGGUGAAAUCCCGCAUGAUCCGAAUCAUUACGAGAUGCCCAACAGCAUUGUACGGAGAUAUCACGAAUUCAUGGCAGACUCAUGCUGUGUACACAUGUGCCAGGGGCCAAAUCCCCAAAUGGCACGCUAUGUCUAUGGCUUGAUAUUCCUCGUAACAAAUUUGCUGGCCUGGAUGGUUCGGGACUAUGGUCACAAUGCAUUAUCAGAGCUAGAGCAUUUGAAAGGCUGUCAAGGUGUUCAUGACUGCUUGGGUACAGAAGGUGUACUUCGUGUGAGCCUUGGAUGUUUUAUAUUUUAUUUCACCAUGUUUCUCACAACAGUAGGAUCUACGAAAAUGUACAAACCUCGUGAUUCAUGGCAUUCAGGAUGGUGGCCCCUGAAGAGCCUUAUUUGGAUCAUCAUGAUGGUGGUGCCCUUUUUUAUUCCUUCAGCUUUCAUUCAAUUUUAUGGCGAAGUAGCCAGAUUUGGUGCUGGGAUAUUUCUAAUUAUACAACUUAUUAGUGUGAUCAAUUUUAUCACAUGGUGGAAUGAAUACUGGCUGUCAGAGGAAAAUGCUGAUCUAUGUGGCAUUCCAGUCGUUGCAAUGUCAACAAUGGCCUAUGCUGCUUCUUUGACAGGAAUUAUACUGAUGUACAUUUGGUACGCUCCAAAAGUGUCAUGCACUCUUAACAUAUUCUUCAUCACGUUGACAUUAAUCCUUCUUCAAGUAAUGACUAGCAUCUCUCUACAUUCAAAAGUUAAUGCAGGCCUUAUGACAGCAGGAUUAAUGGGACUUUACGUUGUCUUCCUUUGCUGGUCUGCUAUUCGAAGUGAACCAGUAACAGAGAAAUGUAAUACAAUGCCACAAGGAACUGGAAGAGGAGAUUGGAUCACAAUUGUUAGUUUUAUAAUUGCAGUCUUGGCUAUAGUCAUGGCAACCUUUUCUACUGGCAUUGACUCAAAAUCUUUUCAAUUCCGAAAAGAUGAAGUUGAAUCAGAUGAUGACGUUCCAUAUGGCUAUGGAUUUUUCCAUUUUGUUUUCUCAAUGGGAGCCAUGUACUUUGGUAUGCUAUUCAUUGGUUGGAACUUGCACCAAACAAUGCAAAAGUGGAGCAUUGAUGUUGGAUGGGCGAGUACUUGGGUGAAGAUUGUCAAUGAGUGGCUUGCUGCAGGGCUAUAUGUUUGGACUUUGAUUGCUCCCAUUGUAUGGAAGAAUAGAACCAAUGGCAGAUCAGCAUCGAAUGUUUGAACCUGUUUGGCUGAAAUUCAGUUCACUAUCCUCCAACGAGGAGAUUUAUAACUCUGUCGUUCAAUGUAUAGCAUGUCCUUGUACUAUAUAUGACCCUGAUAAGGUUAGUUUCUAAAGAGAAUGUCUUACAAGCUAUCCAAUCAUUUACAAGUUGUGUAUAUGCUUAUGACAGAAACCUGGUGAAGUCCCUUUGCCUUUUAUGUUGGGAUUCUCCCCACUUUUUAUCCUGUAUCACUAUUGCAUUUGUAGACUGCUCAUGAGAUGUUAGUGAUUUACAUGUUUCAUGUGGUGGCAAUAGAAACUUUUAUUUUUUUUAAAUAAAAGGUUCUUUUGAUCAAUGUAAAGGGAUUGUCAAAUCCUUAACACAAGAUAGGUUCCUAAAAGAUGCUUUGAGAUCAAAGUAAAGGAGGAGAAUGCAAAAAUAUUUGUUGUAAUUUGUACUUGUACAUGGGAUCAUUAAAUAAGUUGAAACUUUACAACUUAA
Cryptomeria japonica (Japanese cedar) is the source of this 2856-nucleotide messenger RNA. RefSeq lists its product as uncharacterized. The coding region runs from base 1125 to 2372 and encodes 415 amino acids. Gene Ontology annotation, cellular component: membrane. The transcript is spliced from 14 exons. NCBI's taxonomy places the organism in Eukaryota, Viridiplantae, Streptophyta, Pinopsida, Cupressales, Cupressaceae. The record is from RefSeq and is a predicted model, not a curated record.